GCUAAGCUCAGUUAUAUUAAAGGGGUUAGAUGCCGGGGAGUUUAAAACACCAAAACUAGUACAAAGUAAGAUUAUUCCACUGGCACUAAAGAGAAAGAACAUAGUCUGUUCAGCAAAAACUGGAUCUGGCAAAACUCUGGCUUUUUUAGUGCCUAUGCUUGAGAGAUUAUUGAAAGUAAAGUGGUCGCGUGCAGAUGGUCUUGGUGCUGUGAUUAUUACACCCACUAGAGAAUUAGCACUGCAGAUAUUUACUGUUCUACAGACACUUGGGCAGUUUACGCACUUAAGUGGAGGUCUGCUAAUUGGAGGCAGAGAUGUAGAGAGAGAGAAAGAAGCGGUUGGGGAGUUAAAUGUAGUUGUAUGCACACCAGGCAGAUUAUUAGAUCAUUUAGAGAGGGGAUGGAAUUUCAAUGGGGAUAAUUUAGAGUGUUUAGUAAUUGAUGAGGCAGAUAAGCUCAUGGAAAUGGGGAUUCAAAGAGACAGUUGAAAGCAUUCUAGAGUAUAUGUCAAAGAAAAGACAGACUCUCCUAUUCUCAGCCACAGCAGAUGCAAUUGCACAGGCUAAAAGAGUCUGGGACAUUGAAAACCCAGAAUUCAUUUCACUAAGUGAAAGCAAAGAUGAAGAGCCAUUAAACCUCAUACAAACCGCGUACAUAACCACACCAGCACAGAAAUUCGAUUUACUAUAUACAACUAUCAAACAAAACCUCAGAAAAAGGAUUAUUGUAUUUCUUACUACGUGCAAAGAAGUCACUUUCUACUAUACUAUUAUUAAGAAAAUGCGGGUGGGCAUCAGUGCUUUAUACUUAAAUGGGAAUAUGUCCCAGAAUAAAAGGGUUGAGACAUAUUAUAAAUUCAGUGAGAAAGAACCACAGAUCCUCUUCUGCACAGAUAUUGCAGCAAGAGGACUUGAUUUCACAAGUGUUGAUAUUGUUAUACAAUUAGAUGCACCAGACUCAAAAGAGACGUACAUUCACAGAGCAGGAAGAACCGCCAGAAAUGGAGCAAAAGGAAAGAAUAUCCUAGCCAUUACAAAACAAGAACUUCCUGUACUAACAAAUUUAAAGGGAGUUGAAGGAUUCCCACAGGAAGUUCUUCCAUAUAAAACAAAUCAUAAGAAAUCAGUUGAGGAAAGAAUUAAAAGCAUAAUAAAAGGUGUCCCUGUGAUCUAUCAAUUAGCACAGAAAUAUGUCAAGACGUACAAGGGAUCAUUAAGGGUAACUAAAAAGGAGCACAUCACAGACAAAGAGAGUGCACUUAAAGAAUUAAUUGAAUACCUCGGUGUAAAAGAAGAUGAGAAUGUAAGUUGGUCAGAAGAUGCACCAAGAAAACCAAAAUCACAAAACAAUUAUACAAGAUUUGAUUAAAAUAGAAAUAAAUUACUAAUAAAUGUAAGGC
Molecule: messenger RNA, 1398 nt
Organism: Nematocida parisii ERTm1
Lineage: Eukaryota; Fungi; Microsporidia
Exons: 1
Coding region: 441-1367 (308 amino acids)
Biological process (GO): rRNA processing
Cellular component (GO): nucleus
Source: RefSeq, a predicted model, not a curated record